AUGAAGAAGGCAUUGGCCAAGUUAUGGGAUAUGUAUGAGGAGAGUAAGGCAGCUAGGACUAAUGACAAUCUUCAGAGUUCCUUUACAAUUCACAACCUGACAGAAGAGAAGAAGAAACUACAGGAUAACUAUGAGAAGUUUGUUGCUGAUGUGAAUGUUCUCCUGGAUGCCCUGGAGCAGAGGGAUGUGGAGUUAAGCUAUCAGCAGGAGCAAAAGCACAAUGUAUGUGUGAAGAUUGUUGAGCUAGACAAUUCAGUGGGUAACUUGAAGGCAGAGUUAUCAAAGAAAGAGGGGGAGAAUGAUAAGCUACAAGAAAAGUAUGACACUCUUAAGCACCUCAUAGGUGCUCAAGCCAAUGUGAUUAUGAACCUAAAGUUCAAUCAUUUGAAGGAGAAGGAAAGGCUGACAGAAGAGAGGCAUAAAUUGCAGUAUCACAUUUUUGAGCUUCAAAAGUAUGAGCAAAAGAUAAAGUUGAAGCUUCAGGGGGUGAAGGUCAUCUUAGAUGAUUAG
Molecule: messenger RNA, 510 nt
Organism: Aegilops tauschii subsp. strangulata
Lineage: Eukaryota; Viridiplantae; Streptophyta; Magnoliopsida; Poales; Poaceae
Source: RefSeq, a predicted model, not a curated record